Messenger RNA from Impatiens glandulifera, 2601 nucleotides. Its product is annotated as scarecrow-like protein 9. Gene Ontology annotation, molecular function: sequence-specific DNA binding; DNA-binding transcription factor activity. Bases 205 to 2433 code for a protein of 742 amino acids. The record is from RefSeq and is a predicted model, not a curated record. Gene Ontology annotation, biological process: regulation of DNA-templated transcription. Gene Ontology annotation, cellular component: nucleus. The transcript is spliced from 2 exons. Lineage: Eukaryota; Viridiplantae; Streptophyta; Magnoliopsida; Ericales; Balsaminaceae.
GAAAUUCAGUCCAUUUUACAUCCUCGUUUCUCUCUCUCUCUCAUCUACUCUUCUCUUUCAACUCAUCAUCCAUUAGAGAUUCAGAAGUCUACCUCUCUCUGUUUGGGGAUCACACAAAGAUUCGGGAUUCAAAGACCAAUUCCAAGACUAAAUUUCCAAUCUUGACCACAAAUUGUAGCUGAGCUUUUCCUUUCUAGAGAAUUAAUGGAUCCGAGAUUCAGGGGAUUCUCUACUGCGAGAAAUGGAAUCCAACUGGAAUUUAAUCCAGAUUCAUCAUGUUUACCUGAUAAUAACCUAAUUGGAGGACCUAGAUUUCAGACUCCUUUGUCGAAUAACAGUUUUGGUGGAUUUUCCAUCAUUCCAGAUAACCCUGUUAACCCUUUUCCAAAUCCUAGAUUCCAGUCUGUGUUUGCGGAUCAUGGAAGUUCAUUCACGAGCUACGAAUUCGGGAUUCCUUUCCAUUCGAAUGAUGACGCUCCAACAAACAAUUUGGUUUCUACUUCCACUUUAACCUAUGAAGAAGAUCCUCAUGAAGACUGUGAUUUCUCAGAUGCAGUUUUGCAAUACAUAAACCAGAUCCUUAUGGAAGAAGAUAUGGAAGAGAAAACCUGCAUGCUUCAAGAGUCUUUAGAUCUUCAAGCUGCUGAGAAAUCAUUCUACGAUGUCAUUGGAAAGAAGUAUCCACCAUCGCCUCAAAUCGAUCGAGCUAACAAUAAUGUUGAGAUUUCAGAUGAAUACAAUUAUGUCUAUAGUGGAAGCAACAGUAGUAGUAACAAUGGUCCACGCUCGUCGGUUACCUCAUCAAACAGUGCUAACAAUGGUGUUAUUGAUGGCUGUUUCCUUGACUCCCCAAUAAGCCCUCUUCAGAUAUCAGAUCUAUAUGGCGGUAACCAGUCUGUUUGGCAGUUCAAUAAGGGAGUUGAAGAAGCAAACAAAUUUCUUCCCAAAAGUAGUGAAUUGUUGAUUAAUUUUGCAGCCAACAAAACGCCGGUUAAGGAGGAAGAUUCGUCGUCACCCUUCUCUCCCAAAGAGCUGAAAGGUAGGAAGAAUCCUUAUAGAGAGGAGGAAUGUGAUUUAGAAGAAGAAAGGAGUAGUAAACAAGCAGCUGUUUUUCCAGAUGCAACAGUUCGAUCAGAAAUGUUCGACAAGGUAUUGCUUUGUAGUAUGGGGAGUGGCGAAAUCGCUUUGAAAGAAUAUCGAGAAGAACUUAAAAACGAGAUAGACAAAAGAACGCAGCAAAACAGUACUACUAGCAUGUCUAACAAAGGCCGUGGAAAGAAACAAGUUGUUAAAAAGGAAGUAAUCGAUUUGAGAAACCUUUUGAUUCAUUGCGCUCAAGCAGUUGCAGCUGAUGAUCAAAGGUGUGCCAACGAAUUACUAAAGCAAAUCCGACAACACUCUUCCCCUUUUGGCGAUGGAAACCAAAGAUUAGCUCAUUGUUUAGCUGACGGUCUCGAGGCUCGUUUGGCCGGAACUGGAAGCCAAAUCUAUAAAGCCUUUCUCAGCCGAAAAACAUCAGCUGUCGAUUACCUAAAAGCAUACCAUCUAUACCUGGCAUCAUGUCCCUUCCGAAAGAUGUCAAAUUUCACAUCAAACAAGACGAUAAUGCUCAAUGCAGAAAAGUCAACGCGAUUACACGUUAUUGAUUUCGGUAUCCUCUACGGUUUCCAAUGGCCAACGCUAAUCCAACGCAUUGCCCAAAGAGAAGGCGGCCCUCCGAAGCUUCGAAUUACUGGAAUUGAGUUUCCCCAACCAGGGUUCCGCCCUGCAGCAGGAGUUGAAGAAACCGGUCGCAGGCUAAAGGACUAUGCUAAAACCUUCGACGUACCUUUCGAGUACAAUGCCAUCGCGAAGAAUUGGGAUUCAAUCACGAUCCAAGACCUGAAACUAGACGACGACGAGUAUGUUGUCGUCAAUUGCCUAUACAGAUCGAAAAACUUGCAUGAUGAGACGGUUUUAGCUGAUAGUUCUAGAAAUAUAGUUCUAAAUCUAAUUAGGAAGAUAAAUCCUAAUCUUUUUAUACACGGGGUUUUAAACGGGUCAUAUAAUGCCCCGUUUUUUGUGACCCGGUUCAGGGAGGCUCUAUUCCACUACUCGGCGUUAUUUGACAUGUUGGAAACGAACGUUCCGAGAGAGUAUCACGAGAGGAUGUUGAUCGAGAGGGAGGUGUUUGGGAAGGAAGCGUUAAAUGUUAUAGCUUGUGAAGGGUGGGAAAGAGUGGAGAGACCCGAGACUUAUAAACAAUGGCAAGUUAGGAAUAUGAGGGCGGGAUUUGCCCAGGUUCCGUUUAAUAGGGAUAUUGUCGAAAAGGCGGUUUGGAAGGUGAGGACGAGUUACCAUAAGGAUUUCGUGAUCGAUGAGGAUAGUAUGUGGCUGUUGCAGGGAUGGAAGGGGCGAAUUAUAUACGCUCUAUCGUGUUGGAAACCUGUAUAACUUUUGAAGAUUUACAAAGUCUUUUUCACUUUUGUAGGCAAAUUUUCAAAAAAUCUGUAUGAACUUUGAUACUCUACUGAUCAAAUAUCAAAUACAAAGUAGUUGAAGAUAUGAGUCAAUUUGGAAACUUGGUGAUACUUAAUUUUCUUCAUUUAUUAAUUUUUUGGA